UCUUUCCUCGCAGAAAAGCGACGGUGCAUUUCGAUCUUCCUCAUCUCCUCAGUUGUGCGAUUCGAAGAGGUUGUCGGCUCUUUCUGUGUGCCUCCUUCUCCAUGUACAUGGUCUACGGAUGAAGAUAACGGCUUGACCACAUCAUCGAUUACCGUAGUUUUUUGGUGGGUUAUCGGAAUGGACUGCGAAGAACCAGGCAGCGGCUGUGUUGGUAACAGAGCUUUUUUAUCCUGGUCCAUGUUCAAAGCUAGGUUAGAUCGGAGUCGCACGCUGUUCGGUUCUAAGUAGUUCUCCUGACCAAUUUGCUCAUAAACUGGAUCGUAUGUUCGGUUCAAAGGCGUUGGCGCUAAAUUUCGAAAGGAAUAAUCAGAUAACGAAGCGUUGAGAGUGAACUUCGAAUGAUUAGCAACAACCCUUACCUCGUAGGUAGUGUCCCCGUCCUCUUUGAUAACCUUGUUGUCCUGAUAAUUUGCCCAUGCGUAAAAGACAGUAACCCCGAUACUAGACAAUAUGGCAGAAAUUGUGACGAGCACUGUAGAGGCACAGAUGAAAGUCCGAUGGCAAAAUGCAAGAACAGCGAAUAGCAGUGCUGACGCCGAGAACACAACUGCUGACCCGCACCCAGACAGAGCUGCGAUUUUCCAGCCUGCAAGGUGA
Molecule: messenger RNA, 657 nt
Organism: Haemonchus placei
Lineage: Eukaryota; Metazoa; Nematoda; Chromadorea; Rhabditida; Trichostrongylidae
Source: the annotation of a GenBank genome assembly